GGAAGGGGGAGGUCACAAGAAGAAAGAGACUUGAGCAUAACACAAAGUCUCCUUUCUUAGUUCUGGAUCAAGUGAUUGGUACAAGUUCAGAGAGAGAGAGAGAGAGAGAGAGAGAGAGAGGAUGGGAACAUUUCUAGGGUAUUCGUUCACCUUGACCCUGCUCUUUUGCAUGGCUCAAGGCGAAGUCCUUCACUAUGAUUUUGUGGUGAAGGAGACACCUAUUAAGAUGUUGUGUGAGACGAAUCGGACCGUAUUGACUGUGAAUGGUAUGUUUCCUGGGCCGGAGAUCCGUGCUCACAAGGGCGACACCAUCUACGUUAAUGUCACCAAUAUCGGACCUUAUGGAGUCACUAUUCACUGGCACGGAGUGAGACAAUUAAGGUAUCCCUGGUCUGACGGUCCGGAGAACAUCACACAAUGUCUAAUCCCUACGAACUCAAGCUUCCUUCAGAAAGUCAUACUCACCGAAGAAGAAGGCACGUUAUGGUGGCAUGCUCACAGCGACUGGACACGUGCCACUGUACACGGCCCUAUAAUCAUUUUGCCUGUCAAAAACAUCAACUACCCUUACAAAUUUGAUGAACAAUACACAAUCGUGAUCGCUGAAUGGUAUGCGAGAGAUACAAAGGCCAUAAUCGAUGAAGCUCUUGAAACCGGUGGUGAUCCAGACUUGUCCGUGGCCUAUACCAUCAAUGGUCAACCAGGAGACAGUUAUACAUGCUCUAAUGGUUCGAUGUACAAUAUAACGGUUGUGCAAGGAAAAACGUAUCUCUUUCGGAUCAUCCAUUCUGGGAUGAACGAAGAGAUGUUUUUCGGCAUAGCCAAGCACAAUCUCACUGUGGUCGGAAUGGAUGGAGCUUAUCUGAAGCCACUGAAGACCAAUUACCUCAUGAUAACUCCUGGUCAAACGAUGGACGUUUUGGUCACCGCGAACCAAUCCCCUGGUCACUACUACAUGGUUUUCAGUCCAUUUGUGGACACCAAUGCCCCAUCCAAUGAAAAUGUCACAAGGGGAAUAUUCCAAUACAACGGCAGUUAUAACCAUUUGGAGACUCCUGCAUUACCCGAGCUUCCAAGUUUUACCAACAAGAGUGAUGCCGGAAACUUCACUAUCCAGUUGAGGAGUUUGAACAGCAAAGAUCACCCUUCCACGGUUCCAACCCACAUUACUAGGAACAUUACGAUCACGGUAUCUGUGAAUCAGCAGCCAUGUCCUGCUAAUAAAACAUGUACCGGUCCACAGGACAGUAUGCAUUCGGCAAGCUUGAACAACAUAAGUUUUUCAACUCCGUCAAUUAGCAUUCUCCAAGCAUACUACAACAAUAUAAUUGGAGUCUACAACAAAACUUUUCCGAAUAAACCACCUUUCGUGUUCGACUACACCGGGAAUGUAUCAGCCUUAGGGGAAGCUGCCUAUGUAAGUACCGAAGUGUUGAUGAUUAACUAUAACGAGGAGGUUGAAAUAAGAUUCCAGGGAACCAAUUUCGGAGCAGCGGAGAAUCACCCCAUGCAUUUACACGGCUAUAGCUUUUAUGUUGUCGGAAUGGGCGACGGAAAUUUCAGCGACUCCUAUAUAUCAAAUUACAAUACGGUGGAUCCGCCUUACGUUAACACCGUUGGACUCCCCAAAAAUGGGUGGACAUCGAUCAGAUUCAAGGCCGAUAAUCCAGGAGUGUGGUUCAUGCACUGUCACUUAGAACGCCAUGCGAGCUGGGGAAUGGACACGGUCCUCGUCAUCGGAGAGGGGCCGAACAAGGAUCAGAAGAUGCUUCCGCCACCCGAACACAUGCCUCCUUGUUCCGGGCUUUAAUCAUGACGCCAUUUGCUCUGAGUUCAUCUACAUAAUAACAUCGAAGAUUCGCAAAUGUUGGAUCAUUCUAACAAGUUUCAAUUGUAAACAUGGCAAACAACGUGUUGGAAAACUUUUGUUUAGGAUUUAUGACAGUGACAUAUAGUAUAAGUUACGUAGCAAAUAGCAAUAAAUUUAUCAUUUUAGAGGGCUUGUAUACUAUCAUUUUAUUGCCACUCUGCAAUAAUCAAUGAAACACUAUUUUCCUGCC
Molecule: messenger RNA, 2060 nt
Organism: Syzygium oleosum
Lineage: Eukaryota; Viridiplantae; Streptophyta; Magnoliopsida; Myrtales; Myrtaceae
Product: laccase-14-like
Exons: 7
Coding region: 122-1810 (562 amino acids)
Biological process (GO): lignin catabolic process
Cellular component (GO): apoplast
Molecular function (GO): copper ion binding; hydroquinone:oxygen oxidoreductase activity
Source: RefSeq, a predicted model, not a curated record